This is a messenger RNA of Fusarium graminearum PH-1, 1341 nucleotides long. RefSeq lists its product as uncharacterized. NCBI's taxonomy places the organism in Eukaryota, Fungi, Ascomycota, Sordariomycetes, Hypocreales, Nectriaceae. The record is from RefSeq and is a predicted model, not a curated record. The transcript has a single exon. The coding region runs from base 1 to 1341 and encodes 446 amino acids.
AUGGCAAGCUACAGAUUAGAUCCCUUUUCCAAGCUGCCAUCAGAGAUUUGUGUCAACGUUCUCAUUUCCAUCAACAACACGGCAAUGAUAUCACAGUUGAUCCAAGCCUCGCCAGUCUUGCUUGCACAAUAUUGCGCAAGCAAAAUGUACAUCAUAAAGAAGAUUAUCGACUAUGAUGAAGGCAUGAUGCAAGACGCCAUGGCGAUCAUCCUGUUCCCGCGCGUUUCUUCUCCUGGCCAGGGACUUAUAUAUGAGCGCCCUGCAACCGCCGUACGCGUACAUCUUCGCAAAUGGUCAAAGUCUCAACUCCCGGACCCUCUCAAGAAAAACGACCACCCUCUCGCAGGUAAACUGAUUAGUUUACAUGGUCGGAUCAUGAUUUAUCUCGAGGACUACGUCACUAAAGCCACUGCGUACUUCCCCCCUCGAGAAUAUCUUUGUCUACCAGACAUCCAGGAGCCGUGGGCUGAGGCAUACUCCAAGUUCAGAGGUUCCAAGGUGACACCGCGAUUCAAUUCUGCAAAUCUCACGACUUUAGAGAGGAAAAGGUUGUUGAAGGCGUUUCUGAGGUACUACUUGACGUCCGAGGCCAACUUCCUUGCUCCAGUUCCCACUGGCAUACCACCACACAAAGUCAGCAAAGCGGAAGAACAAGCUCUCAUAUGUAUCUCCAAUUACUUCAAAAGUCUGUACGGCGCAAUCUUUGCCCAGUGCACUGAUACUUGGCUCCCAACCAUAUCAUCAGUUACUUCAUCAUCUGAACCUGGGCUACUAUAUCCGAAUGACUUUUAUUUCGACUAUGACGUCUAUGCAGAUGGAAUCAAGUUCUCCUAUAACUAUCGCGCUUACGGAGGCGGCAGUUUCGGUCUUGGUUUUGAAAUUCUGGGGCCUGGUCGUCUCACCGAGUUUCUUCGCUAUGACAUGUCCAAAGCAAACGAGAUAAGAGCCCUUAGGCGUGAAUUGAAAUCUCUCUGGCAUAGCAAUUGCCUGCAACCCUGGAACGGUCGGGAGCUAACUGUUGGACUCUUUUUCGAUACUCGUGAUGAUUACAAAGAUGGUUGCGAAUCAUUGAUGUAUGAGAUGCUGGCGCCGACUAUGGAGCAGCGUACAAACGGUGGUAAAAUCGCUUGUCAGCGGGCGUGGGUUUUCUUCGAUAACAGUCGUUUGUACCCUCAAGAGACGGAUGAACGACCGAACUUUCCAUCCGAGGAUUUUCUCGAGGAAAGGAGUCGGCAAACGAGGUGGCGGCGCAAGCAUAGCGAGAAGAGGAAGAUGCGACGAUCACAACUGUGGCAUGACGGGCUGAUGGACGAUGAUUCGGAUGAAGUUUUUGGUAAAUGA